This is a messenger RNA of Neurospora tetraspora, 1738 nucleotides long. Its product is annotated as mitochondrial carrier domain-containing protein. Lineage: Eukaryota; Fungi; Ascomycota; Sordariomycetes; Sordariales; Sordariaceae. The transcript has a single exon. Gene Ontology annotation, molecular function: transmembrane transporter activity. The record is from RefSeq and is a predicted model, not a curated record. Bases 278 to 1438 code for a protein of 386 amino acids. Gene Ontology annotation, biological process: transport.
ACACCAAGGUGUUCUGACGCAGACGAAGUGACGACCCAAUCGGUUGUUCACCACCGACACCGACUCAGACAGCCAGAGACAGAGGCAGAGCCCUUGCGUUGGUUGCCUUUUAGCAGGAGCCCCGAGCGCUGAAGCUGAAGCCGAAGCGCUGCAGGAUUGCUAAAGUCUGCAGUGUUCCAGGACAGCGGGUGUCUGAAGCACGGCAGAUCAUUGGUUCACGAUACCGUAGCCAGCAGCCACCUAGACCUCAGCCCUACAGCGGUGGUACAUACAUACCAUGUCCGCCGACUUCUGGGCCGGAUACAUCUCCGGCGCCAUCGGCAUCGUCAUCGGUAACCCGCUUGACAUCCUUAAGGUCCGGCUCCAAGCCGGUUCUUCUCCCUCCUCCUCCCCCUCCGUCUCAUCUUCUUCCCUACCCACCCCAACCCCAAACUCAACCCCCUCACCAACCCCAACAGCCUCAACAGGCACAGCAGCAACCUCCUGGAUCCGCCCCUUCCUCCGCGGCACCGCCGCCCCAGUUCUCGGCUACGGCGCCCUCAACGCUCUCCUCUUCGUCUCCUACAACCGGACCGAAUCAGCCAUCAACCAGUUUGUUUUCGGCAUAGACCCUUCUUUGCCAUCGCAAACGGGCGUCAACCUCUGGAGUACCUGGAUCGCCGGAGCCGUAGGCGGACUGGCUACGUGGGUGGUUAGCACGCCUACUGAGUUGGUUAAGUGUCGGGUUCAACUUGCGGGGCAGGGGCAAGGAUCGGGGACGGAAGGUAGGGGGGGAAUAGGUAGAGAGAAGGGGUCAUGGCAAGUAGCCAAACAUGUCCUCCGAACCGAGGGAAUCAAAGGUCUUUACUUUGGCGGGGCGGUGACGGCGCUGAGGGAUAGUAUCGGGUAUGGGUUUUAUUUUUGGAGUUAUGAGUUGAGCUCGAGGUGGAUGGUUGCUGCUUCUGCUUCUUCUUCUUCCUCUGGGGAAUCCUCCUCCUCCUCCUCUUCUUCUCAGGCCGGCGGUAUCUUCACCUCCGAAGCAUCCCGUGUCCUUCUCUGCGGUGGCCUAGCGGGCAUCAUCACUUGGGCGAGCAUUUUCCCCUUGGACGUGAUCAAGACAAGGGUUCAGACGCAAGGGAUUCUUGGAGUUGGAGCUUCUUCUGCUUCAAGUGAGCAAACGGCACUCUUGGACCAGACGACGGCGGCCCAGCGGAAACAAAGGCCGUUGGGAGCCUGGGAGGUUGCCAAGUUGACGUAUAGAGAGGGCAGGGUCAAGCCGUUCUUUAGAGGACUGACGGUCUGUAGUGUCAGGGCGUUUAUUGUUAAUGCUGCGCAGUGGGCAAUGUAUGAGUGGAUCAUGACGGAGCUUGGGCAGGGCAGAAGGGCGAAGGCGUCGGCUGCUGGAGUCGAGGCAGGAGCGUUGGGAGGGGGCGAGCUUGUUGCAAUGGGUGCUGCUUGAGUUCGUUGCAGUGGAGUGUGAUUUCAUAUAGUGGUUGAUAGAGCACUUGGAAUCGACGCAGUGUAGAAGCCAGUUGGAUGUCAUCUGCGAGUGAGCGUAUAGGGAGGAACCGUAAGCAGUUGCCUCAAUAUCACAAGCCAGCACGACCAGCAAUGGCCCUGAUGCAUCUGUUAGUGACCGCUAUGCUUCAAAUGGAAAUGUCGAUAUCCCCUCAGCCAAGCACAGCCGGAACUCUCCUACCAAGCAAGUAAAAGUCAAGCAGUAGAUUUAAGGCAAAAGAUCCGUGGAACUCCAAGAUUG